Messenger RNA from Anopheles bellator, 720 nucleotides. RefSeq lists its product as uncharacterized. Lineage: Eukaryota; Metazoa; Arthropoda; Insecta; Diptera; Culicidae. The record is from RefSeq and is a predicted model, not a curated record. The coding region runs from base 1 to 720 and encodes 239 amino acids. The transcript is spliced from 2 exons.
AUGAUUUGGCUGACAGCGCUGACCAUAGUGAUAUCGGCAGUUGGGGCCGACUUGAAAGCCGAACCACAAAACCGUGCCAUGACGGCACGGCAAAGUUGGCCAUUGAAUCAUCACGGAUGGGACUGGGGUUGGGGUUGGGGCUGGGGCUGGGCCAUCGCGGUGUUUGUGCUGGCGAUCGUCAAGGGAUCGAUCUGGCUCGGCAUCGUCAUGAUUUGGGCGUUUUUCCGAGGCUUUCCCGCCAAGCACAGCCACUGUGAAACACCGAUCAUCCUGCGCGAACCGAUACCCUACUUCCACGAUCACCACCACGGCCACGAAGAGAUCAUUUGGGAUAAGCCGCCACACCGCCGGCGCUCCAUUCGUCAGGCGCCGGGAGAGGAGUCCGCGGAUCUGAUGGUAACGGACAUGCUGACCGAUCUGGCGUUCAGCUUUCUCGGCGUAGGUACGCGCGACUGCCGGAAGCGGUUCGUGUGUGAGGUGGACGUACGGGCCAGGGAUGACUUCCUGCUGAAGCUUGGUACACGAAUGCUCGGUGUGGACAUCUUCCGAAAGUACCGAUCGGCGGACGAUGUGGCCGCGCAGAGUAUCGAACAGUGUGCGCAGCUCUUUUCAAACUGUAAAACGAAAGGACCGUCGAUAUCGAUGAACGUAUUCGAUGGUCCGGAUCAGAGACCGUUCAAAGAUUACGACGAAGCUGUGCCCGUUCAGGAAGACCAGUGA